Molecule: messenger RNA, 2044 nt
Organism: Belonocnema kinseyi
Lineage: Eukaryota; Metazoa; Arthropoda; Insecta; Hymenoptera; Cynipidae
Product: caspase-1-like
Exons: 7
Coding region: 211-1302 (363 amino acids)
Biological process (GO): proteolysis; apoptotic process
Cellular component (GO): cytoplasm
Source: RefSeq, a predicted model, not a curated record
AAACAACUUGCGGUCAGUUCUAACCGCGAUAAUAAUUACGGUGGAAUGAAAUUUAGAAAGAUGUGGAUUUGAUCAAUUAUUCGACUUCUUCACUCACAAUAAGAAUCACGUGUUAAUAAAGUUUUCUAUUUCUUUCGUUAGAAGAAUGCAUUUUGUUAUUUUUGUGAUCGGAAGUGAAUCUUGUGUGCAAUUUUCAGGAUAAUUAAUGAAAUGUUCAAACGGAAACGAAACAACACAAAUUCUCAGGAAGACAUCGAAAUUUCGGAUGAUGAACUAAUAAAUUUAAAAAACGAGACAAGGCCAGGAAGAGUUAGCGACGUGAUUGACAGUAUGGGAGAUCGCGAAUUGCCACUGUGUCAUCGUAGACCCAAAGAUGAGGCAUCUCCAGACCAGGAAUAUUUUGUAGCACCAGAAUCUGUUAAUCUCUUUAUGCCUGAUUGGUUGAUAAGGCAGCCAGACACCCAAGAUGCCACUCCAAAUAGUAACGAUACAGUUGCAGGCAGCUCAGUUCAGGUGGCAAAGAUGCCAACGUCGAAAGGAGCUCAUUGUUACAAUAUGAAUCACAAAAAUCGUGGAAAAUGCGUGGUUUUCAACCAUGAGAUUUUUGACACUGGGUUCGAUAACAGGGAAGGUUCAUCAUAUGACGCUAAACGGAUUGAACGGACUUUUAAGAACCUUGAAUUCACUGUCGAAAUACACGACAAUCUGAAACACAGCGAUAUACUCGAGAAAAUUGAAACACUACAACAAGAAGAUCAUAGUGAAAAUGACUGCAUAUGUAUCUUCAUCUUAACACAUGGAUUGAAUAACGACCUAAUUUGUGCCAAGGACGUGGCAUAUUCUUCGGACAAUAUCUGGAAACCCUUCACCGCCGAGAAGUGUACCUCUUUAGCUGGAAAACCUAAAAUAUUUUUCUUUCAGGCUUGCAGGGGUGAUAAACUCGAUUCUGGAAUUUUAUUACAACGCAGUGCUGUAAGAACCGAGACAGAUUCAGCAAUAACAUCUUAUAAAAUUCCAACACACGCAGAUUUUCUCAUCGCGCACAGUACAGUUCAAGGUUUUUUCUCCUGGAGAAAUCCCGAGGAAGGCACUUGGUACAUCAAGUGUUUGUGUGAAAUAAUCGACGAGUAUGCAGAUUCGACAGAUUUUGUUAAAAUGUUGACGAUGACAGCACGGAAGGUGGCCACCGAAUACGAGAGUUUCCAUGAUUUAAAUCUAGCUCAGCACGAGCAAAAACAAGUCCCUUCGCUGACUUCGAUGUUAAUCAGAGAUCUCUAUUUUUUCAAAAAAUUAUCUAAAUAAGACUAAUGUCUCUCUUUAAAAUUUAAAAAAGAAAAGGAAUUUUUUGGAGAAAUAAGAAUAAUAACGAAAAUGAAUAUUUGAAAGCUCAUUAAUAUGUGCUAAAAACAAAGUGUUUUGAUAGGGUGGGAUUUGACAAUCAAAGUGACAUUGAGUAUUUUUUGCCAUGCCUUUGACGAUGUUGAUCAAAGAAACUACUUUAAGAUUUAUAAAAUACGAUGAUGGUAUUACUACUUAUUAGUGUCGAGUUUUUUCAAUAUUUAAAUAUUUAUUUUACUAUAUAUAUUUUCAAAUCGUUCAUUCGAUUUAAAAUUGUUGAUCAAGUUUACCUUAAAUGCAAUAAGAAAGUGCAAAAUCUUUUCUUAACUGAAGCAUCCAAAUAUUUUAUUUAACUUACAAUUUAUCGUCGGCAAUGAUAUAAAAUUUAAUUUGCAAUUUCAAAUUAGAUCGAUAUAAUUGCGCUUAUGAAUAUAACAUACAAAAAUGGUAUCUUAUAUACAAUCUAAAAGGCUUUUGUUUAAAGUAUUUAUAUAAAGUUUCCUGUAAUAAAAUAAGAAUUUCUUAUUACGAUUUAAACGAUGCGUAGGUAUUACAUGUAUUUUAUUCGCUACAUGCGGCUAUACUUUUUUUCAGUACAAAUUUCUUAUAAGGAUUUGUCAAAAUACGUGUUGAUAUACAUUUUUUUCUAGAGAAAUAUUUUGAUUAUUAUUGUAUCAAGUAUGAUUUAUUAAAGUUAUUUACGAAC